This is a messenger RNA of Adineta steineri, 1338 nucleotides long. The record is from the annotation of a GenBank genome assembly. NCBI's taxonomy places the organism in Eukaryota, Metazoa, Rotifera, Eurotatoria, Adinetida, Adinetidae.
AUGAACUGGUCAAAAGAACUACCAGUUCAGUUCUUUUCAAUAGAACUAUUAAUUAUGAAACUUAUAAUUAAUCUCCUCUGUUUUUUUAUUAUUAUAAUAACAAUUGGUGCUCCACCAGUUGCUGACAAUCGUAGAAAUGAAAAAUUACAAGCUGCUUCAAAUAAUAAUCAAAAUCAAGAUGAUGUAUUAGAUGAUCUUGAAUAUGGACGAUAUUUAAAAGAAGUUGUUGAUAUACUUGAAAGUGACCCAGCCUUUAAAGACAAAAUUCAACGUGCAUCUGUAGAUGAUAUUAAGUCAGGAAAUAUUGCUGAACAUUUAAGUCUUGUUCAACAUCAUGUUCGUUCAAAACUUGAUGAAGCAAAACAACGAGAAAUGUCUCGAUUAAGAGAUUUAGUUGGACAAAAAUUUCGUAAUAUGAAUGAAAAACAACGUCAGGCAUUUGCUCGAGCUGAUCCAAAUGGAAGAAGAAUGCAAGAAUUUCUUCCUCAACAUCUUGAUCAUAAAAAUUGGGAAACAUUUGGUCAAGAUGAUCUUGAACGUUUAAUUCGACAUGCAUCAAAAGAUCUCGAUGAACUCGAUCGAAAACGUGAAGAAGAAUUUAAACAAUAUGAAAUACGAAAAGAAUAUGAACGUCGUGCAAAACUCGCUAAACUCAAUAUAGAUGAACGUAAAAGAUUGGAACAAUUACAUCGAGCAACAUUAGAGAAAAAGAAAAAACAUCGACCAGUCAAUCAUCCCGGUAGUGUUGAUCAAAUGGAAGAAGUAUGGGAAAAAGUUGAUAAAUUAGAAGCUGAUCAAUUUAAACCGAAAGCGUUUUUUAAAUUACAUGAUGUUAAUAGUGAUGGACUAAUAGAUGAAGAUGAACUCGAUGCAAUUAUGGUCAAAGAGGCAGAUAAAAUUUAUGAAGCAACACCAGAUGCUGAUCCUGUUGAAAGAGAAGAAGAAAUCGAUCGAAUGCGUGAACAUGUGAUGAAAGAAUUCGAUAAAAAUAAUGAUCGAAUGCUUACCUUAGACGAAUUUGAACAUGGUCUCAAAGGAACAGGUGCCAAAAAUGAUCAAGGAUGGAAGUCCAUCGAAGAUAAUGAUGUUUUUUCUGAUCAAGAAUUUCAACGUUUUUCAGAAAAAAUGGCUCCUGUCUCAACUUCAAUACCUCAUUAUCAAACUCCUUCACCUGCCAGUAAUCAACAAGAACAUGUACCACCUGAAGUAGCAGUUCAACCACCUCCAGCAGCUCCACCUGCUAAUAAUCAACAACAACAAGUUUUACCUAACAUGCCUGUUCAAUCUCAAAAUCAAACAUCAUCUCAACCACCAAAACUUAUGCCUCGCUCUCCCUAA